AUGGGAAGUGGGAAGCGCGAUCAUUUUUACUUACAACCUAUACACAACACAAUUCUUAUUUUUAAAAGAGUAAUUAGCAGCAAAACUCUCUAUUAUACAUUUAACCCCUAUUUUUUUAAGGUGAAACCUCUCAAUCCCCAUUCUGUUAGGAAAUCCAUUGUUCACAUUGAUUCCCUCCGUUAUGUCUCCCAACCUUCCUACGGGUCCAUUUCAAAUCGUGUCCAGCUCAUCACAUUUUUUAAGAAGGAGGUUGUACGAUCCAAGUCGAGUAAUUUAAUAACGCUUUUACAGAUUGGGAGCAGUGAGUCGAGGAACUCGGCCAUGGACUCGCUGUUGAGUCUUCUCCAUGAGGAUGAUAAGAACGUGAUGAUCGUCGUUGCCCAAGGUGUGGUUCCGGUUUUGGUUUGGUUAAUGGAUUCAAGCUCGGUGGAAAUGAAGGAGAAGACCGUGGCGGCGAUUUCAAGAGUUUCCAUGGUUGAUAGUUGCAAACACGUUUUGCUCGCAGAAGGUUUGAAUCACUUGCUUAGGGUACUCGAUUCGGGUAGUGGCUUUGCCAAGGAGAAAGCUUGUGUAGAUCUCCAUCAAUCUUUGAGUUUCUCGAAACAGAAUGCCGAAGCAAUUGGUUGUAGAGGUGGGAUUUCAUCUCCAUUGGAGAUUUGUCAAGGAAGAACAUCUGGCUCGGAAGCUUCUACAGCUGGGGUUUUGAGAAACUUAGCCUCUUUCCCUGAAAUCAAAGAGAAUUUUGUCGAGGAAAAUGGGGUUGUUGUCCUUUUGGGCAUAGCGAGUUCAGGGACGGUAUUAGCUCAGGAAAACGCAAUUGGGUGUCUGUGUAAUUUGGUUACUUGAUGACGAAAGUUUCAAACUUUCUAUUACAAUUGAAGGUGGUGUUAGAAAUAGGAUAGUGGAGAAGACCAAUAUAUAUAUAU
Humulus lupulus (European hop) is the source of this 926-nucleotide messenger RNA. RefSeq lists its product as uncharacterized. The record is from RefSeq and is a predicted model, not a curated record. Lineage: Eukaryota; Viridiplantae; Streptophyta; Magnoliopsida; Rosales; Cannabaceae. Gene Ontology annotation, molecular function: protein binding. The transcript is spliced from 2 exons. Bases 1 to 846 code for a protein of 281 amino acids.